This is a messenger RNA of Polypterus senegalus (gray bichir), 1683 nucleotides long. It is a transcript of the gene smug1, whose product is annotated as single-strand-selective monofunctional uracil-DNA glycosylase 1. Bases 89 to 937 code for a protein of 282 amino acids. The transcript has 3 exons. The record is from RefSeq and is a predicted model, not a curated record. Gene Ontology annotation, biological process: base-excision repair. Gene Ontology annotation, molecular function: single-strand selective uracil DNA N-glycosylase activity; oxidized pyrimidine nucleobase lesion DNA N-glycosylase activity. NCBI's taxonomy places the organism in Eukaryota, Metazoa, Chordata, Cladistia, Polypteriformes, Polypteridae.
UACGUCAUUUGCGCAGUCACUGGCUGCGACCACGUGCGUCAGCGUGUUGCCGGAACAAAGCCAGUCAGUUAGUUGAUGAACCUGAUAAAUGUUGAAUAGGGCAAUGGAGGCUGCUGAGGAAGCAGAGCUGUGGCCCACCGAUGGCUUAACCAGAACGAACUUGCAACUGCCCCCUGAAGCUGAUGCACUUCUGCAAGGCAAAAGUCCAGCUGCCCGCUUCCUUCAAGCGGAGUUGGGCCUAAAUAGGCGGCUGCAGGAAAUGACGUUUUGUGACCCAGUGAAGUACAUUUAUAACCCGUUGGUAUACGCCUGGGACCUCCACCUGUGCUACGUUAACAAGUAUUGCCAGGCGCACAAGACUGUGCUUUUCCUGGGGAUGAAUCCUGGACCUUUUGGAAUGGCACAAACCGGGGUGCCCUUUGGAGAGGUGCAGUUUGUGCGAGACUGGCUGCAAAUCACCGGAGAGGUGACUCGUCCUGAAGUGGAACACCCAAAGCGACCGAUCCAAGGGCUAAAUUGUCAAAGAAGUGAGGUGAGCGGUGCAAGAUUUUGGGGAUUUUUCCAGAAACUGUGUGUCACACCAGCAGUGUUUUUUCGCAACUGCUUUGUGCACAAUCUUUGCCCUCUUGUCUUCAUGAACGAAUCGGGCAAGAACCUGACUCCCUCUGACCUGCCGGCAGCACAGCGAGAGAAGCUCCUGCAGAUGUGUGACGAAGCUCUCUGCCAGGUGGUGCAAGCACUGGGGGUCUCCACCGUCAUAGGUAUCGGCAAGUUGGCCGAAACGCGGGCCCGCAAGGCUCUGUGCACCGCCGGGAUGGAGACUCGUGUGGUUGGAAUCAUGCAUCCAUCUCCUCGAAAUCCACAAGCGAAUAAGGGCUGGGAGGAAAUUACUAGGAACAGACUUGAGGAGCUCGAAAUCUUGCCUUUGUUAACCUAGAGACAUGAAUUGACUUCAUUGUUUUGUUUUUUUUCAAAUGUGUUUAAGCAGAUGGACUGAAAUGGAACAGAGAACAAUCCUGACUAAACAAUGAAGAUGUUCGGAAAAAUGUCUCUAAAUUAUCUUCCUCUAUGAACUGCUUGAGGUCGAUAAAACAGAUAAGCUAUUUAGUCCAAUUUUCCUCAGUACAGCGUCUAGCUGGUCAGGUUAGUACACGUGUCUUCAAAUGCUUGCCCCUUCACACUGCUGCUACCCAUGCAAAUUUUUUACUGUCUUUUUUCUCACACGUGUUCAGUAACAUCCAAUUGGGACUCUUUGUGCAAUUUUACUGAUAUAUGAUGAGGAACAUUGAAGCUGUAAGCAUAUAACAUUACUGGGCAUUUGAAAGGUACCUUGAGGUUAUGAAUGGCAUCUAGUAAGGGGCAACACAAAACAGAAAAGGUCUCCAUUAGUCAGAUCUUGUAUAAUAAAGUCUAAGUUUACCAAGGCCUCUUUUCCAUAUACUGGGUGAGCCAAAAUGAAGUAUUAGAUUUUUCAAGGCUAUUGUGUGAGGUAGAGGCAGCCAAGUGGACUAGGGGCCCUUUGAUAGACGAUCCCUUGUAGUUUUCAGUCAGCCACAUGCCUUGGUCCGGUGCACACCGUUGCUUUCUUUGUCAAAGUGUUCUUCAGAAACAACGAAUCCAUCAUCACUACGCAACGCGCCAUCUGAACGCACUUCAGCAUUCUGUCCCAAAUUGGAAAACAAU